AUGCAUGACAUUUUUUUCAGUUCUGUCAAAAUGACGGCGAGUUACACCAUCAGUAUCGCAUUCCUUUUUAUGCUGUUUCAAAUAUUCACUGAAACACUCUCUCAACAAUGCAUCAAUGGUGGGUCAGAGGAAUCCAUCUUGGGUUGGAAGCUGCAAAACCACGUCUACACGACGCUAAAGGCAAACUUUGGAUAUGAGUGCGUACUUAUUUGUCGUCAGGACAGCAGGUGCCAAAGUUUCAAUUGGGUGAUCUCUCUUAACAUGUGUAAGUUCAGCGACAAAACCAAAGAAGCCAGACCUGAGGAUUUUGUUCCCGAUCCAGACAGAUAUUACUACAGGCGAGACAGGAAUCGAGGUGAAGUUUAUGUCAGUUAAGAUCUCUCAGUAUUGAAAGAAGUUUUUAAGGGGGCCCAGUGCAAUUUUCGUGGCGACACACCUGGAGGCAUCUAAAUUUCAGUCAUCAUUCCCAGGAAAUAUUUACGUUAAUUUGUUACAAAAAUUGACAACUUAACUGAUCAAUAAUACACGACAAAAAAGGCUGUGCGUUUUAAGAAAGAGGUACUAUGUAUGCGCGAAACUUUCAUGUCCAGCCAGAAAAUAACUUGAAAAUGACAACAUUUUUACGCGAUUCAGACCUCGUAAUAAAAAUUAAUUAUCGGCAUCCUUAUUAUUGGGUGUUUUUUUCAGUGUUGCGGAAACCAUUGUUGGUUCGCUUCUGUGGGUAGUGUCUAAUCAUUCUUAUGUAUAGUAUUACGUCAUUUUUAGUACUUGCACCAAUCCGCAACACCAAGAAACCACCUUAUUGGGCAGGUUAUUCUAAAAGAAAAAUUCGUGUGUUUACUUUUAGUCAUGCCGGGAAAAGCAUUAUUAAAACUUCUCCUCAUUGUUCGGUAGUUUUCUAUUUCAUUAAAAAUCGGUGCCGCUGCUGCUGUCCUUCGAUAAGAUACUCCGGCCAGUCGUCUACUUCGUCUCUCAUAUUAUAAUCAUCCAUGGUUUUUAUAGCGGAGCACUAUGCGUAAGAAAAAAAGGUAACCCAUAGAUGCGAGAAACUUGGUAAACAACUGAAAACACAUCUGUCCAUCCCCGACAUGUAAGCCGGUGUGAAGUUUUGCAUUCCAGCAUCCGCGCGUUUGGGCGGUAAAUCACAUGGCCACCCGGACUGUUAGAGAGAAAACAACAACAAACUUAAGCCUAGUCUUUUUUCUUUUUUUUUUUUUGACUAAAUCUUAAUUAAUGUUUACACUGACGUGGAUAACAGAGAAAGAGCUAGAGCUAGAGAUAAAAAACAAAGACGACGAAUUUCGUUGAAAGAACAACAUGAAAAUUAUGUAGUGGCGUUGAUAAAACGAGAAACGCUAGCGACCAGCAAGGUGAAAAUAAGCGGCAGUAAAGAAAAAAAGAAAAUUACGAAGAAAAUUAUUUGUGAACACAUACGACAUUUCCUCCAUGAAACGUGUAACUAGGAAGUUUCAACGACGGCAAAGAAAUGUAGAAGAAAGUAUGUUGCACGUGCAAAGUCUUUCAGUGCCGUCGCCAUUGCACUGUAUGAUUUUUGAUAAAUACAGUCUACUUUCUUUUCUUUAAACACUAUAACAUUUGACAUUUUAGUUUAUGUACGUAAGAAUGGCUCAAGGUUUGCUUAUUUUUCCCGUAAAUCACCUUGUCCUUCCACUGUAUCAAAUGUUUGGCACAUGUACAGAAUUGAAAAAUUUCUUCACAGUGGUUUCAAGUUUUUAUUUAAUUUUUUUUUUCGUUUGAGUAAAUUAUAACUUUCUUUACGAGAGCUUCUUUUUUUGCCUUGCCUAAAUCUAUAUAUUAGAGUUAUAUUACCUAUCCAAGCCCUAAGAACAAGUGCAGUUUCCUCGAACGGACCAGUUUCUUCAUUCAAUGCUGGUCGUCUACAGUAGAUAGCCGACAAUUUUCGUGCAUCGCCGGAACACUUGCUCAAAAAUAUUUGCUCGGGCGAGUAGAUGUGGCCUAACUUAAACAGUGCUCCAGUACAACUUGUCGCUAAUUAUUGAUUAUUUUCGAGAUCGUUUGUGCUUUUAUAUUAAAUAAAUUCGAGGAAGGGCAUGCACUAUAGAAUUCUUUGAAAAAACUUCACCAAACGUGUAUAUUAUUGACGUCUCAAAGUUUCUAUCAAUGAUUAUCGAUUCGAUGCUGACAAUUUAAUUUCAGAAUAACCAUUACAUAAUUAAUGGGACAUUUUCUCUUUAGUUCCUCUUGGAUCCACUCCUGAGCUUCCAGCUGAAACAUGCAAAGAAAUCAAAGCAAGUGAAGGGGAGGUAGAGAGCAAGAAGUACUGGCUGAGUACCAUUAAACCUGGUUCUACUGUGCUCGCUCAUUGCGAUAUGAAGACUGAAGGUGAACAAAUUAAAAAAAUAUAUCUUCAUAAAUUAAUGGCGAGCGUCUCCUUUCGCGCGCUAUUCUCGCGUGACUUCUAUUUUACUGAGUAAAAUAUUUAUUUCUGAAUUUACCUAAUUAUAUCUUGCCUGUCAUUUUUCUAUUUAGGGGUUGUAUUCUUUUAUUAUAUUUUUUUUUAUUUACCAUUUAUAUUUACGCUUUGAUCUAUUCUUGGUUUGCACGUGACGUCAAUAAAAAUCAAACAAAAAACUAUCGAUUCUUCCGAGUUUCUACUUUCACGAGGUAUUACAGCACCUAAACACCUUUAUAUAAACAAAUUUUUGGUUCCAAAGGGUUCUUCGUUCUGCGAGAGAGGACGCUUGAAGUUCCAGGCUUUUGCUUGUCGCGGCAUUUAGCUGACGGCCAGGAGAGCUCUUAAUAUGUGGGUUAAAAACAUUACCGAUUUUGGGAGAUUUUGCUACCUAAACAUUCCCUGUUUCAGAAUAAAUAUUACUUUAAUCUUUAUGAGUUCCUCAAGGGCAGAAUUCACGCAUUAGUAGAAAAACUCGAAAACAGAUGUUUCCGUUGGUAUUCGGCCGCCAUAUUGGUGUCCAUACAAAGCUUUAUAAAUUUACUACUAGGUGAAUCGUUUUUCCGAAUAUCUCGCAUUUGAAAUAUUGCAGAGACCUGAUUUUAGCCCAGAUGUUUUGUAUAUUUAUCUUCUCUCAUUUCCCAUAUCCUAGACGUUCUGUAUUGAAUGGUUUGCAUUUUUAUUUUUCAUUGCGUGACAGUGCAAACCGAGAAUCCUGACAGGAUCUUAUAGCUAACGGAUUCAAAGCAGCUUUUAGCAUGGUUAGAAAUAAGUAUAAAAAACUGGACAAAGUUAAUGUUCGGCCGAAUAUCUGUAGAAAACAAAGCGAACAUUUUUCAGAGGAAAAAGCUCCCGUGAACGAUUCCCAGUGCCAGGAAAUACUCUGGCUGAAAGUAAAGUAAGUAAUGGCGUCAUUUCGUCAUUUCGUCAUUGUAAGCCUGAUCAUAACAAAUUUUCAAUGUUAUCUAAUAUGUGGUAAUAAUUUUUCGAAUUCUUUGUUAAUGGCGACGUAGUUUGUGCUCAAACUUCUGAGGUAUUGACCCUGUUAAAACCCUAUAGAGCCACCUUCGUUCGAGGAAAACGAGCACGGUGAUACUUUUCUUGUGCAAAUAAAGGUAUGUCAUUUUGGACCCUCUGUAAAAGCGUUUUCUGUACUAUAACCCUGACGGUACUUCGGAGGCUAAAGUGGAUAACGGUGUCUGUGUGUUUGAUCAAACACAUCCUGCCCAGUCAGCUUCAACACAGAUUAAAUUGCAGUCUGAAAUGGAUACCAAGGCGCAGCUUGUAGCAAACCUGAAUAAUAGACCCUGAUCCACGCUGUUCUGGUUAAUGAAGACAGAGAAAAAUGCAAUACAUGCAUGACCAUGUAGGGAAAAAGCUUACAGAUCAGAGUUAUAGUUUAAAGAAAAAACAAUUCAUUUGAAAAUUGAAUACAAUAAAAUCUGUCACGGCUUUCAGUGACAAAAUUAUCCGCAUACCUGUAAGCUACUAUGCGAUAGCUAACCACUGAGACCUUCGUGUUUCUCCCUCUUUCUUCUCUUUUAUGAUCUUUUAUAACCUAAGUCUGUGUCUUUGUCCUGUCAAUUACGCUUGAUAAAGUGUUUUAUGAACAUUUCCUUAAAAAAUUAUUCGUGCGUGUGUUGCUAGUAAAGGGUCGUAAAGGCAGGUUUUAAACAAUUCAAAAUACGAUAAUUGUGUUAUUUUUACUCAGAUGUCGACGAAUGCACUGCUUCCUCUCCCGUCUGUGAUGUCAAUGCUCAAUGUUCGAACACUCGUGGGUCUUAUAGCUGUAGAUGCAAAGUUGGUUAUUCUGGAAGCGGAAAAACUUGCAAAGGUCUGUGUGGUGGUGGUAGCAAACAGCUUUUGCAACACUAGAAUUACUUGUCCCCAAAAUUCGAACUGGUAGCUCGUUCUACCUACCACCUAGCUCGUUCUACCAAAACAAUUUCAACGCUGAAUUUUGAACGACUUUUAGAUACGGACUUCUGCUCCAACGAUUUCUCUGAAAUUUCUCUGGCAUAUUUCAGUACUAUAUUAAUAAAAGCCGAUACCAGAAAUUUCAAUAAAAAAUUAUGAGACAAACUUUUUACUGGACGUCAUUUUCUUUAAACAGUAGGAUCUACUUAUGCGCUUAUUUCGCUAAAAAAAUAUUUACCAGCAAUGAAAUCGAAGUAUUUCAAAUUAUUGCUGAAGGAUAUAGGUGAUUUUUUGCAAAGUUUCCGAGCCAUCGCAUUAAAAACGGUAAAGUUAUGAUGAAAAGGUCGUCAUAGCUCAAUGAGCGUCUAUUAAUUGGGUCCAAAUGUUAUUACAGAUGGUAUCUUUAUUACACUUGCAAGGUCCAGUUAUUACACUUGCGCCUUCUACAAGAAUUUCGAACAACAUGAAUAGUAUGAUUUCGUGCUAACUUUUUAAGGCCAAAUGCGGAAAGGGUUAAGUCUGUCAAAGUUGAUGUUAACGGCACUUCAGCCGUCAGCGAAUUUCGCUUGCAAAAAACAUGCUUAUAAACAUGCUUAACAGAGAGAACAUAAAAAUGUUUUGCCAAUUGAAAGAAAAUAAAAUAUUUUUAUGUUUCUCAUCUCUCUUUUGUUUAUUUUCAGAUAUAAAUGAGUGCACAGCUAACUCUGAUAACUGUGACGUCAAUGCUGUUUGUCAAAAUACCGUGGGCUCUCACACGUGUUCAUGUAAAGCUGGAUAUACAGGAAAUGGAAAACAAUGUCGUGGUAAGGACGAUUUCAAAGAAAUACAGCAAAAAAGACUGAAGGCCAUUUUCAACUCACACUAUCUUUUUCAGUACUAUGGGCUCAAAAUGACCAAGUUCCCAUACUGCCGAAGUGCUUGUAUUGAUAGCGAAGACAGUUAUGCCUGCGAGCAAGUUCUCUAUUCAAAAUUGGGAGCGAAGCGAGCCCCGCAACGAGCGGUUAAGGGGCAGGGGAAAUGAGAGGUCGCAACUGUCUCUACAGGUUUUUCAUUUUUGGUUCAACUGGGCGAAGCGAAAUACCAUUUGGCUGAAAAAAUAACCUUCCUGCCAUAAACAUUUUCUGCAAAUUUACAUACAAAGCUUAAAGUGCUUGGCUCCGAGAAAGAAAACAGGGCGAGGAAGAAAAUCGCUCUUGACUAUCUUUCCAUUCCUUUCCUCCUCCCUCGAUGAACCCAACUGAAGAGGUCUUUCGUUAAGGCUGGUGAAGAGUGUUAUAUAAAUAAUAAUAAUAUAGCACAUAAUAAAUAAUGACAUUCUGUUGAAUUUUUCACUCCGAUGUUGGCGAAUGCACUGCUUCUAAUUCUGCCCUUCGUGACGUCAAUGCUCAAUUUCCGAAUACUCGUGGGUCGCGAUCAAAGUGCGUUAAGAAGGACCUGAGGAGGAGGCAGAAUUAGUAGUCAGAGCAUUGUACUGAUUAUCAGUAAAAUUCAAAAAUGAUUGCAAUGAACAAAAGCAGAUUCCAACAGUAUUACAUAUCACCCUCAAAAAACUACUUUUUUUUUAAUUUGCACUUUUAGACGUGGACGAGUGUUCCAAAAACGUUCACUCCUGUGAUGUCAACGCUGUGUGUACGAAUACCCCAGGAUCGUAUUCUUGCGCAUGCAACGCUAGAUAUUCAGGAAAUGGUACAACAUGUGUACUUGGUAAGAAAAUACUAUGCCUGUGACUUACCAAAGUUUCGACAAAUUCAAAUAGAAGUUUAUACUAUGAAAUUUUAAACAUUUAGUACUUUGUCUUAUCUCUAAUUAAACCAUCAUCUUCAUAAAGAGAACAUGGAACUGUUUUUUAUGUAGAAAACACGCCGCAAGGCACGCGCAUACGUAAGGCAUGGAUGGCAAAUGAUUUGGUCCAUGGAUAUGAUAGCGUAUAGCAGCCAGUCUUCAUAUAAGAACCCUUAGGUGUUCUGAUACUUUUCUUCGAGAUCAAUUUGGUUAUGGGUUGCUCAAUAAACUCGAAUUUAAUGCCUCGCUGCCCCUGAUUCACUAAAUCAUAGACUCAUGCCAAAGCUUCAGUAUCCUUAAUAAAGAAACUCAAACAGGCAAACAAAAUUAAUAAAGUUAUGUUAUGUGAACAAAUUUUAUGCUUACUUUCCCUUUAAAAAAAAUACCCGCCGAAGAACCUCUCCGAAAGCAGAUUAAUUACACCAGUAGCUCGAAUUCUUUAAAUCCAACAUGAAGUUUCGUGCUAUUCUACAUUGUGCUGGUUCUAGACAGUCCGUUGGAAGGUGACUAAUCUAUUCAGUGAUUUUUUGAGUCUUUCGCUCUACAAAAUAAGUUCGAGUGUCAAAAUACCGCAUUUAUUUUACUAGAUGUAAGCUUGGCAACGUAGCGCCAUUAAAUAAGAGUCCAAAAUUGAGUUUUAAAUAUAACUAUUUAAAAUAAUAAUAUAGAAAUAACUUUUAAAAAAAGCGUUAAAUUAUUUUCUGCAUCAGUCACAAAAAAACAAAACCCUAUUCCUUCUACUAAUUGAAAACAACGUACAGUGAAAUAAGUUAGCGACCGAAUGCAGUUGAUCAUCAGUACGUCAAGUUUUUUUAAGAGACAGGGGCCAUAAGUAAGAACGUUCAUCUGAUUAAUUACUAGUUUUUAUUUAAUUUUUUUGUUUUGAAAAAAAUAUUCAGUAAAUCGUCGUUUUUCUGUUCAGUAUCAUUCAGAGCUGUAUUUACAAACCUCGGUGCGAGUGGAAGACUGGGUCCAACUUCUCUUGGUAGUAACUACAGUGGACAGGAUCAUGACGGUCAAGUUACAUUGGUCAGCGGUAUUCAACAGUGGACUGUACCACACACAGGUGACUACCGAAUAGAGGCGAUAGGAGCUGCAGGGGGGUACGACGUACGCAGUAAUAGAGGACAGUACCAGGGAAGAGGUGCUAGAAUGAAAGGAAGUUUUCGCUUACUGAAAGGCGAAAAAAUUCAGAUACUUGUUGGUCAAGAGGGUGGAAUCAACAGACAUAGCCAGAGCUCAGGAGGCGGUGGAGGUACUUUUGUAGUGAGAGGAAGCAACACAUCUUUGAUAAUAGCUGGGGGAGGUGGUGGCAUAGAAAAUGCUUACUCCAGACAUUCAGGAUGCGAUGCCUCCACAGGGACCGCAGGGAAUCCUGGGUACAGGUCGUGGUCAGGAGGAAGUGGUGGACAAGGAGCAACGACCGCUGACAGCAGUAACUCAGGUGAGCUGAGUGUGUGUCAAGAUGAGUAGGGCCACCACGACAGCAAUCUUCGCUAAAUCUAAAAUCUAACUACGUCCGCCCUCUUCAACAAUUAAAACGUUCAUCAAAGUAAAGGAACUUCAUACAUCAGGCCUUAAUAGCUGCUUAAGACUUUCUUGCCUUGUUUCCUCAAGAUUGCUCAAAAGAAGUGUAGUUUAAAUUUGCUUAACUUUCAAUAAUACAUGAAAUGAAUUUAUAUUUGUUAUAUUGUUCCUCACAAUAAGAGUUAGGUUUUAAUGACCUUGACCAAAUCCCCUGAUUGAAAUUGGUGGUAUGCAUUUGAAUUUAACAAGUAAAUAGGCAUAUUAGUGACACAGAUCGAGGCCUAAGUGAUGUGAUUACUUUUAUCAACAGAAUCUUAAUUUUAUUUGUUAAAUGAAAAUGGCCUCAAGAAAUCCACCUGCACAUGUUAUCUUUUGUUCCUCAGUGAAGAGUUACUGAUAAUAAUGUUAUUUAUAUUUUAGGUGGAGGCGGUGGUGGCUUUUAUUCCAGUGGAAGAAGCUCAAAGCACUUCGGAGGCUCAAUGGGGUAUGGCGGAGAAGGAGGCAAAGGAUUUCUUCAGGGAGGAGUGGGUGGAAGAGCCAGGUAUUACAAUGCCGUAGGCGGCUUUGGAGGGGGAGGUGGCGCUUAUGGAAGCGGAGGGGGUGCUGGAGGUGGAGGAGGCUACUCUGGGGGAAGUAGUGGGGAUAAUGAGAAUGACUCCUGUGGAGGAGGGGGAGGAUCCUAUAACACUGGAAAGAAUCAGCAGAAUGAAUGUUGUUAUAAUACAGCUGGACAUGGUCAAGUGACUAUAACAUUAAUAUAG
This is a messenger RNA of Porites evermanni, 8421 nucleotides long. Lineage: Eukaryota; Metazoa; Cnidaria; Anthozoa; Scleractinia; Poritidae. The record is from the annotation of a GenBank genome assembly.